Messenger RNA from Anthostomella pinea, 1767 nucleotides. NCBI's taxonomy places the organism in Eukaryota, Fungi, Ascomycota, Sordariomycetes, Xylariales, Xylariaceae. The record is from the annotation of a GenBank genome assembly.
AUGGCUCCUCCACGGGUCAAGGUCGGAUCGCUUAACAGCAUGGCGUCCGAUGUGCAGAGAAAGAAAGCCUCUGCCGCGGCAAAGCCCUCGCGCGAACACAAGAAUAUCGCCAAGAGCCAGGAGUUUGUUGAAGACUCAGAUUCCAGCGACUCCUCCUCUGGCAGCGGCAGUGAGAACGACAGCGAUAUCGAGGCAGCGCGAAACAAGUUCUUGGCGAAAGCCGCCGGCAAGAAGAAGGCGGCGACCCCCCAGGUCAAUGGAAACAAGUCAACUCCAGCCAAACCCACACCUGAGGCACCUACCUCCUCCGCAAAGGAGUCUACCAAGAAGCCCGAGGCCGACUCUGACUCCGAAUCCGAUUCCGAUUCCGACACAAGCAGCUCCGGCGCAGACACCAAAACCCCUUCCAGUGCUGUCGCAACCAAGAAGAAGGCAGACGCAUCGGAUAGCGAGAGUAGCAGCAGUGGCGGAAGCGAUUCAGAGGAUGCAAAUGGAACUGGCGCCCAACUGCUUCCCAACACCCAGGCUUCAAGUGCCCUGAAGGCUACCGAGAAUGACGAAUCAUCCAGCGAAGAGGACAGCGAUAACGACGGGGCGGAUGCAUCGCAUAAUCAAGCGGCCAAGAGCACGAGCGAAAAGGCGAAUGGCGGGACCACGGCUGUUGCUAACCGCGACGCCAACGAAACUGCAGCUGAGUCUGCUAUCCAAUUGUCUCGACCUCAGUGGCUUAACAGUUCCGAUUUUAUGUUGCGCAAAGCUUCAUCCGACAAUCCCGGCAAGGAGAUCCGCGACUUCCUCGGCAACGGCAACCUGGAAGGCAAGCAAGUGUGGUAUUUCACCGCACCGUCGUCCCUCCCGAUCACCGUCCUGAAGCAUAUGGAGAUCGACUUGGCCAAGGCGCAAGCCGGUGGCUCACUGCUGAACCACAAGGGUGACGAGUAUGGUUUGGAUCUCGAGUCGCAUGCUACGAGCACCCAGAUUCAGCUGGUCAUUCCGUCUAAUGGUGGAGAGAAGUAUACAAACCUCAACCGUGGCAUUGACUCGACUAUACACCUCCGGCGCAUGGUCAAGUUCGGGCCCGGCAGCGAUGUGAGUGCCACGGCUACCGAGGGGUAUAUUCCUCCGCCCAAGGCCAUUCGCGAACAACCCCAAGGUCUCAAACCUCGUUUCACGCCCAUUGGCGUUCCGACUCCACCGGUGUCGCAAUCAACGCCUGGCACACAGCCCAAGUCUAUCGCGAAGCCGGCCCCUGGGAAUGUUUCAGAGAGCGACUCUGACGAGGAGAUGACGAAUGCACCUGAAAUACCGGUGAAGGCAACGAAAAUCCCGGCAACAACACGGAAGGCAGGCCCCGUGAGUGGGCAGUUGAAGCGGAAGCAUGCUAUUGACGAGGACGAGGCAGCGUCUCAGUCUAAGAAAGUGCCCGAUUCGGCGGCGAAAUCAUCCAAAAGACCACGAACUAACAAAUCCGCCGAUAUCAAGGCGGCAAAGAACACAUCUUCUGCUCCUUCCCAAGGGACGCCUUGUCAGGCUGUCGCCCCGACAUCGACACCUGUGCCACCCCCUAGUCUGCCACACCAAGCUUCUACGUCCAGCAGUACCCCUUCGAAGACGGCGCCGGCCUCGUCGAAGCUCAAGGACAAGAAGGAAAAGAAAGACAAGGACAAGAAGGAGAAGAAAGACAAGAAGGAGAAGAAAAUCCCUUCACCCAAGAAAGGAUCGAAACAGACACCCAUCCUCCCGCCUCCCUACCCUGGGAUGAAGUGA